Rhagoletis pomonella (apple maggot) is the source of this 2515-nucleotide messenger RNA. RefSeq lists its product as uncharacterized. The coding region runs from base 510 to 2360 and encodes 616 amino acids. Gene Ontology annotation, cellular component: NSL complex. The transcript is spliced from 10 exons. Lineage: Eukaryota; Metazoa; Arthropoda; Insecta; Diptera; Tephritidae. The record is from RefSeq and is a predicted model, not a curated record.
AAAAGAUUAACAUACUUGCAGUCAUUUAACGAUUAACAUACAAACCGGCAUACAUAUGUACAUAUGUACAUACAUAGCACCAUUUGUGCACCAAGCAUAAACACACACAGAGUGCUGAGUUAUUGGACAGCCAGCCACCAGCCAUCAACCCAACCAGUGAGCCAGUCAACCUACGAGAAUGUUGCUCAAUGUGCAACCAACUGAGGCAUGCAUAUCGGGAAAACAGUGAAAGUGAUUUCAAAGGAUUAAAGAAGUGUUUUUCAUGAAGAAAUUAAAAAAGUUAAUAAAGCUUGAGUGAAGUGUAGAAGGCACCAACUUAUUGAUAUCAAUAAAUACGUGAACUCACCAAUAAAACUCCAAAUCAUUAAAAGAAUUACCUACCAUAAACCUAGGCAGUCGAGCGCAAAUUAAAAAAAAAAACAAACCUAAACGUAAUUAGCAUAAUUCUGCAAUUACUUGCUUUUUAAAUCAAAGAGAAAACUCAAACGAAAAAAAAAUUUCAACCAAAAAUGCUCCUCACCUCGAACAACAACACUACCAACAAUCAUAGCUACAGCAAUCACACCAUUAGUAGUGGCAGUGGCAACAAUAGCAGCCACAGCAUGACCACCACCACUUCAACGUCCACGUCGACUCCCACGCCGGGCUGUUCCUCCACAUCGUCCAAUCAUACGCUGUUGGAGCCCUCAGCCGCCUGGGCACAGCUGCCCAAUGUCGGCACCUCAGCGGCAUCUUUGGCCGCUGCUGUCGGCGGGCCAAGCAACUCACGUCCACCAUCACGUGCGCCCUCAAUUUUGGAUAGCCCCACCUUGGCGCGCGUGGAACGUGCUCGCUUGCGGCUGGAAGCUACGACAUUGCAGCAACAGCAACAACAUCAACAUCACCAAAUGUAUACGAAUGGUAGUAGUAGUGGCAGCAAUGCAACCACGCUGAAUCGAGAGGGCAGCUUAGAGCGGAGCAUUUUGGAUCCGAAGCAAUCUCUGCUUGCCGGUCGCAUACCAGUCACCUCAAUGACAGGUCCAAUUAAACGUGGCCUGCUGUGGCAGCAACGUGACCGCCUUUUUUCACGCUGGAAGGAAAGGUACUUCGUAUUAACACGCGAUUAUCUGCAUUGUUUCAAGAGAGCAUCUGGUUCAGCUAACGAACGUGCCUCCGAUAUGGGGCAAUUUAUAUUUAAGAAACAUGACAUCAAAAAAGAUCCUGCCUUGACAACACUUUGCUUCGACCAUAAUCGCCAAGCACAGCUGCAGAAAACGCACACUAUAGUGGGUAAAUUAAAGCGCAUCGAUACCAACGAAGUGCUGUUGAACAGCUUGGCACAUCACGUUAAUGUAGAAGAUGUGCAGCCAGAAGAAAGUAUGAGCGAACAAGAUGAAGAAAUUGAUGUUGUAUCACCACACGUGGCCCCAUUUGUUGCAUAUGACCAGGUCAAAAGCUUGAAUUCGGUUACAUCUCGUUUGCAAAAGAGACGACGCAUUCUAGAUUACGCUUCGGAUAGCUCAAGCGAGGAUGAUAAUCCACCCAACAUAAACAACACAGCACGGGGAUUUGAUUUCAUAGAGUCGGACAAUGAGAGCGUAGAUUCACAAGCUGAGGAUAUGUUGAAACACGCUGGCAUUUAUACGCGUGAGGAGGCUUUACGCAUCUCUGAAGCCAAACUAACUAAAUUGCAAGGAUUGUACAUCAACCAAAUCAAUCGCUUACAUCACACAUUGAAAGAGCGUCGUCGUCGUUAUCUACUUGCCUUGCGUAAGGAGCGUGAAAUGCUUUGUAGCAUUCACGACCAACUAAAAGACACGCCACGCGAACGCCAGCUUUAUGAUCAGCUUAAGGCACUCAAUACAUAUCACCGUCGUUAUGGUGUCGAGGCAGUGCUCCAUAAGAAAUUUAAAGAAAAGCGUUCCCGCGCCACAGAGGGCUAUACACAAAGAGGUCCCGGUUAUACCAAAUGUGUCUUCACUGAAGGCGGUGUUAAAUGCGGUGAACGAGCUAUGCCUUGCUGCAAAUUCUGCCGAAAACAUAUUUUGGAAGAUAAAAAACAGAUACUAUUCCGUGCCUGUGAGGUGGAGAAGAGCGGCGUUGUGUGCCAGGAACCCAUACCGUGCAUCUUUGACGAUGCAUCGACAUGUGUCUUGCAUUUGUCCAUACCUCCGCGUCGUCAAUACAUUCAAAAGAAGGAAGAAUCAGAAACCGAGGAAGAUGAAUUUAUGGAUGCUAAAGUGCCGAAGUUGGAGAGUUCGAAUUCGAGUAAAGUAGUGGAUUCGAUAUGUGAGAUUAGAGCUGCAGCUUCGCCGGCUAGGAAUAUAACCAUAUCACAUGACAAAAACGAAGCUGCUGAAGCGUCGAAGAUGAUGCAAUAGAAUACAAUUUACCGAUAUAUGUAGCAUACUUAUAGCAAAAAUCAAAAGCAGUUUAUGGAACGGUGUUUUAAAGAUGAAAUGUCUAAAUGAUCAUGCAAUAUUUUAAAGUGGUUUUAGCCGAAUGGUAAUUUAUUUUUGGAGGAGCUCAAUUGAGU